ACACAAUAGCAACACUACUAUCAAUUUUCGUCACUCGCCGCCAUUUACCAAGGCACGUCUUUGUUCAGACUUCACAGAUUUUUUUUUAAAUUUAACAUAAAUUAUAAACAGCUUUACAGUCUUGAUUUUCAACUUACGACGAUGGAUGAUGAAUGGGAUGAUUCCUGUGAUAUUGUGGUACAACCGCCUCCGACUAUAAACAGCUAUGCUGACAAUAAUGUGGACGAAGGUCACAGCUUGUCCAGGGGCAGAGGGUUUCCUUCUUUUAUAGAAGACAAUGAGGACUUUAAUAAAGGGGACAGUAAUGGGUUCGAGCGUCGAGGCCGCGGCGGAAGAGGAGGUCGUGGUCGAGGAGGGCGCGGGGGACGCGGUGGGAAUCGCGACCGUGGUGACUAUGAAAAUGGUGGUGAUAAUUAUGAUAAUGGAGAGAGGGGUGAUCGACAUGAAAGAGGUGAACGAGGGAGAGGAAGAGGUAGGGGGCGUGGAGGGAGAGGAGGUGGUCCUCGGCCCAACGGUGGUGGAGAGGGUGAGCCUACAGAGGGAGGGGAAGAUGAGGCUAAGAAAGCCCCAGUAACAUAUGUACCGCCGGAACCUACAGAAGUUGAGGAGGAAAUAUUCAGCAGUACAAUCAGCUCCGGAAUCAACUUUGAUAAAUUCGAUUGUAUAGCCGUAAAGGUGACUGGAGAGAAUCCUCCCCGAGCGAUUGACAGUUUCGAAACGGCAAAUCUUCGAAAAUACGUGCUGGAUAACAUUCUCAAGUCAGGGUACAGAAAACCAACUCCCAUUCAAAAACACGCUAUCCCCAUCAUAAUGGGCGGAAGAGAUUUAAUGGGAUGCGCGCAGACUGGAUCGGGAAAGACUGCGGCAUUCCUUCUUCCGAUUAUUAAUACACUCUUGCAAGAUCCUCGUGAAUUGGUCACCGGACCUAAUGGAUGCGCACAACCACAAGUCGUAAUAGUGGCACCUACGCGCGAAUUAACACUACAGAUAUUCAAUGAAGCCAGGAAAUUUUCAUAUGGUUCGGUUUUGAAAAUAGCCGUAGCAUAUGGUGGUACCGCAGUACGACACCAAGGCGAUAAUAUUGCUCGAGGCUGUCACAUAUUGGUAGCAACGCCGGGACGACUUCAUGAUUUUGUUGAUCGCAACCGCGUAUCGUUCGAUGGGAUACGAUUUGUAGUGCUUGAUGAGGCAGAUCGUAUGCUUGACAUGGGUUUCAUGCCUAGUGUGGAGAAGAUGAUGGACCAUCCUACUAUGGUAUCUUUAACUGAACGACAAACGCUGAUGUUCUCAGCUACUUUCCCAGAAGAUAUUCAACACCUAGCAGGUCGUUUCCUCAACAAUUACCUGUUUGUGGCUGUCGGUGUGGUUGGUGGAGCCAGUACUGAUGUGGAACAAAUAUUCCACCAAGUCACCAAAUAUGAAAAACAGAAUAUGCUUAAGAAGCUCAUAGAAGAGAAUGAUGGCAAACGAAUACUCGUAUUCGUGGAAACAAAGCGCAAUGCCGAUUUCAUAGCGGCCAUGCUGUCGGAGCAGCAGAUGCUGACGUCGUCCAUCCACGGCGACCGCAUGCAGCGCGAGCGCGAGGAGGCGCUGCACAACUUCAAGAGCGGCCGCCACUGCAUCCUCGUCGCCACCGCCGUCGCCGCGCGCGGCCUCGAUAUAAAGAAUGUGGAUAUCGUCGUCAAUUACGAUCUCCCUAAGAGCAUAGACGAGUAUGUGCACAGAAUCGGGAGAACCGGUCGCGUCGGCAAUAGGGGCAUGGCUGUAUCAUUCUUUGAUUCUGAUCAGGAUGUAGCCUUAGUAGCUGAUCUAGCCAAGAUUCUGAGGCAAGCUGAGCAGCCUGUACCAGACUUCUUAAAGGGUGGAGGAACUGCCACUUAUAAGGGCAACAAGUAUGGUGGCAGUGAUAUUAGGAAUUUCAACAAUGCGAGCACAACGGUCGAUCAAGGCCAGGAGCCAGACGAGGAGUGGUAAAUGUGAAGGACAACUUGAUAUUACUCUGUAAUGUUUCCAGUGAUUUUGAUUAUAUUGUACAACAAGUGGUGCGUGUAUAUCUCAUUGGUGCUUGCGGGUUCGAGACUGAGUGUGUGAACAAAAUUUUAAAAUUUAUAUAUAUACAUAAUAUGUGUGACAUAUGUAGAAACAAAUUAUUAUCUGUAAUGUAAUUCAAAAUAUAUUUGUGAUGUAAUAAUUUUAAUUUAAUGUAAUUAUGAUCAUAACAUAAUACAAAAAGCACAUCUCGAAAAUUCGGAAGUAUACUUAUUUCGCGUUCAUCAAAAAUUCUGCUUAUAGACUAAUAUUGAUGUUUGCUAUCGCGUCGUAAUAGUUACGAAAUCAUCCUUAGGUACUGUAGUCAUUAGUCUAAUAGCCAGUUAAUAAUUUGUUUCUAUGGUAAAACUAUCUAUACUAUAUCCCUAAGUCCUAUAGAAGACUGUGUUUUUCUGUGACAAGUAUUGUAGAUUAAGGACUAACACGUAAGUUUUAAUAGCCUUGUAAAGUGCUGUAAUGUUUUUUUUUUCUGUUGCACAACACCUUUGAUUUCAAUGCUUACCAUUUGAUUGUACUUAUUAUGUUAGUUAUUCUUAAAGUUACUGAUGGUAUUGUUUUUAUUUUUUUUAAGUGUGUUGAUUUAAUUUUUUUUAGGUUGUUACAUCCAAUUCGAAAACGUUUAAAAAACAAUCGUACAAUGCGAUAUUUUAUACGAAUCUGUGAUGUUUAAUGUUAAAGUUGCUCAGUUUAAAUUUUAACAUAGUUACACAUAAUGUUAAGUCUAUUUACUGCAGCUUUUGUUUACAAAAUUUUAUACCUGACUCGUUCAAAAGUUCUAUAUUUUAUAUUAUUUAGUUUAAGAGAAUCUCAAUAAAUACUAAACUCGAGACAUAAAGAUGAAACGAAAUGUCCAUAAACUAUUUUCUUAAUGAGAAUAUUUCGUUUCUUAUAUUUUAUUGUACAAAAAGUAAAACAAUAUUUCAAUUAAUCUGUGAUGAUUAUUAUAAGUAGCAUAGUUUGACUUCCAUUACAACUUACCAUAGGUCAUUGUAAUAUUUUUAGUUUACGUGAGAAACGUAUCUUUUCUGUAUGAAAAGAAACAUUUAUAUUGAUCCGAUUAUGCAGGGUAAACCAUCAUAAUAUAUUACAACAUAUAUUUUGUCAGAGUCCUAAAUGAGGACAGAAAUGGUACAAAUGUGUAACUAUGUAUACAUUAUGACUUAAGAUAAAUUUUAGUUUGUAAGAUGCUUGUUUCCUUUUACUUUAUGAAUAAACAACAUAAUUUCAA
Molecule: messenger RNA, 3277 nt
Organism: Vanessa atalanta (red admiral)
Lineage: Eukaryota; Metazoa; Arthropoda; Insecta; Lepidoptera; Nymphalidae
Gene: Vlg
Product: ATP-dependent RNA helicase vasa
Exons: 14
Coding region: 142-1974 (610 amino acids)
Biological process (GO): cell differentiation; gamete generation
Cellular component (GO): P granule; nucleus
Molecular function (GO): ATP binding; RNA binding; RNA helicase activity
Source: RefSeq, a predicted model, not a curated record